UUCAUCUCUUCACUCUACUCCACUAGUCCACUCUCGCAGUCACUUCGACGAUCGCUUGAGUCCGUGGGAACAUGGCCACCGUGUCGUCGUCCUCGACGCCGCCAACGCCGCACCGGCCAUCCGUGGAGCGCACGAAGGGUCCCACCGGCCUCGAGAAGCUCGUCCUCCGCGAGUCGCGCGGCUGGUCCGCGGAGGUCCAUAUUUAUGGAGGUCAAGUAACCUCUUGGAAGAAUGACCAUGGAGAUGAAUUGCUUUUUAUGAGCAGCAAGGCCAUUUUCAAGCCUCCAAAAGCAAUCCAUGGUGGAAUACCCAUUUGUUUUCCCCAAUUUGGAACACAUGGAAAUCUUGAGAAACAUGGAUUUGCAAGGAACCGUUUCUGGGCUAUUGAUGAUAAUCCUCCACCUUUCCCAGUAAACACUGCUAUAAAAACUUUUGCUGAUCUCAUUCUGAAGCCUUCUGAAGAAGAUCUCAAGAUUUGGCCUCAUAGCUUUGAAUUUCGAUUAAGAGUUGCUCUUGCGCCUGGAGGAGAUUUGAUUCUCACUUCUCGAAUCAGAAAUACAAAUAUUGAUGGAAGACCUUUCUCAUUUACUUUUGCAUACCAUACGUACUUCUCGGUAUCUGACAUAAGUGAAGUACGUGUUGAAGGGCUGGAGACCUUGGACUACCUUGACAACCUUACAAAAGAGCGAUUCACAGAGCAAGGAGAUGCAAUCGUGUUUGAAACAGAGAUUGACAAAAUUUAUUUAGACGUGCCAUCAAAAGUUGCGAUAAUUGAUCAUGAGAAGAAAAGAACAUAUGUCUUAAGAAAAGAUGGGCUUCCGGAUACUGUUUUAUGGAACCCAUGGGAUAAGAGGUCAAAAAUCAUGCAAGAUUUCGGAGAUGAAGAAUACAAACACAUGCUGUGCGUUGGACCUGCAAAUGUUGAGAAACACAUUACCUUGAAACCUGGUGAAGAGUGGAAAGGAAAGAUGGAGCUCACAGCUGUUCCUUCCAGUUACUAUAGUGGACAGUUAGAUCCAGAGAAGGUUCUUCAGGGAUGAGAAUUCUAACCUGCAAAGAUCUUGUGUAGGAAUGGCUGGCGUCGCUUACAUUACUUGGUGGCUGCCCUGGUGUUGAAGCUGUUUCAACUUACGAGCCUUUGUUCGUCGCCAUUUUCAUCCACUUAUGUGUCUUUAUUGUUAGUAUAUAGAAGCAGGUGAUCACUGCAAUAAUAAGCCGCGCUAGUAGCUUUGGAAUAUCUGAUUGUGCCCUCAGACCUCAGUGGACUCAAAUUAGUGAAUAAUAGCAUCCAUUGUUCAGAAUUGUUCGCCGGACAUAUGGAUGGUGCCUUACUUUACAUUAGGGCUAGGAGAUGUCUUUCCUUUUCUAUUAGUGUGUAGAGACGUUAUCUUGGAUACAUGAGUUCACCUGCUCCUGGAUGGGGAUAUGUUUUUUUGAAAGAAAUGGCAGGAGCUUUGCCUCUCAAUUAAGAAAGAAGUAAAAGAGUUUUCUAUGUACAAUUUAUAGAAACAGCAGCAACAGGAAAGCCAAACACAAAGCAGCUGAACACUGGCAGAAAAACAAAUUGCAACUUGCUAGCCAGCUCUCUCAAUAGCCCUUUUUCUUUGUGCAAUGUCUUCUUUGAUUCUUGAAGCAACCUGCAAGGCCGGUUCAUAUACAUUGCUCAAAAUUCUACGAUUUCUCUCCUUCCAAAGAUUCCAGCAUGUGUAAAUGACCAAGCCGUUGAAGCGCCUUCUUUCUUCUUUUGUGACCAUGAGUACGGUGUCCUCCCACCAUGAACUCAAGCGUUCAUGUAAAUCAACGAUAAUGGCACUUUUUUUUCUAUUUAUGUUUCCUUCUGGGCCAUCGUCUGUAGCCCCGUUAUCAUUCAAAACAAUACUAUUUGUCACGAUCUAAAUGUAAUUAGCAUGCCAAUCAUCGUAUCAUGAGAGCAUGAUUAUAAUAUAAUUAAAUUAAUAAAUGUAGGGCUAAGCCUUAUUCUCUGCCUUGGUCUAACUAGGCUCCGUCGCCAGUUAAACCUUGUUUUUAGCAUUAAAAUAGAAGGUUUGAGAUGACAUGAUAGACCCAUGUCAUGAAUUAUGAGUGAUUGUAAAGAUGAGAUGAUUGAGUUUUGGUUAAGUUAAACUAAUAUGAUUUUAUGUUUCUUAGCUUGUGAAUGUGCAGAUGUUGAGUGCAUCAAGAUGGUCGAUGGCAGUGAAGAAGGUUAAGUGCGGAGUUCAAAUCAAUGGACCAUGGACGGUGAAAACAUAAUAGUUUGAACUGAUCGACCAUGGACGGUGAAAACAGAACACAGUCAAGGCGAGGCGUCUAAGGACAUGGAGCACACAUAUUGAUAUCGAAGGGGUUGUGUACUGGCUAUAUCUAUAAGGCCUUGUUUAGAUGUAGUCAGAUUCACCUCAAUCCACAUGUGUUAGAG
This is a messenger RNA of Sorghum bicolor (sorghum), 2416 nucleotides long. RefSeq names its product putative glucose-6-phosphate 1-epimerase. Lineage: Eukaryota; Viridiplantae; Streptophyta; Magnoliopsida; Poales; Poaceae. Gene Ontology annotation, biological process: carbohydrate metabolic process. The coding region runs from base 72 to 1040 and encodes 322 amino acids. The transcript is spliced from 9 exons. Gene Ontology annotation, molecular function: isomerase activity; carbohydrate binding. The record is from RefSeq and is a predicted model, not a curated record.